This is a messenger RNA of Pseudogymnoascus destructans, 685 nucleotides long. Its product is annotated as glyoxalase. The record is from RefSeq and is a predicted model, not a curated record. NCBI's taxonomy places the organism in Eukaryota, Fungi, Ascomycota, Leotiomycetes, Thelebolales, Thelebolaceae. The transcript is spliced from 3 exons. Gene Ontology annotation, biological process: COPI coating of Golgi vesicle. Bases 71 to 502 code for a protein of 143 amino acids. Gene Ontology annotation, molecular function: GTPase activator activity.
ACGACCACAACGACGCCACAUCGCUCAACUUAUCUUAUAACACUACAAAUUCCCAUCUCGCCCGGGCAAGAUGAGCGCCUUAGCCUCCAAGUCUCAAUCGCUCAAGGUUUUUGAGAAAUUGAAGACAAAGCAAGCGAACAGGAUAUGCUUCGACUGCGGCCAGAAUAACCCGACGUGGACAUCAGUCCCGUUGGGCAUCUAUCUCUGCCUCGACUGCUCCUCCAACCACCGUAACCUCGGUGUCCACAUCUCGUUCGUGCGAUCUACGAACCUUGACCAAUGGCAAUGGGACCAACUCCGAAUCAUGAAAGUGGGCGGUAACGAGUCGGCAACGAAAUUCUUCCAGUCCAACGGCGGAACUGCCGCGCUGAACAGCAAGGACCCCAAGACAAAGUACACCUCCAACGCCGCCAUCAAAUACAAGGAGGAGCUCAAGAAGAGGGCCGCAAAGGAUGCUAUAGAGUACGUCCCAUCCAGCCUCACACAACACCACAUCACAUAGAUCGAAAUUAACACUCCCGCGCAGAUACCCCACGGAAGUCGUAAUCACCGACGUCAUGGGCGGUGGCUCAACCGACGGCUCCUCCACCCCCGCCGGCGAACCCGACGACGACUUCUUCUCCUCCUGGGACAAGCCCGCGAUCAAGCGCCCCACCCCCCCGGCUCGCGCACCGCCACCCCCCCC